Messenger RNA from Mycena indigotica, 1290 nucleotides. Its product is annotated as BZIP transcriptional factor. The record is from RefSeq and is a predicted model, not a curated record. The transcript has 2 exons. Bases 1 to 1290 code for a protein of 429 amino acids. Gene Ontology annotation, biological process: regulation of transcription by RNA polymerase II. Gene Ontology annotation, molecular function: RNA polymerase II cis-regulatory region sequence-specific DNA binding; DNA-binding transcription factor activity, RNA polymerase II-specific. Lineage: Eukaryota; Fungi; Basidiomycota; Agaricomycetes; Agaricales; Mycenaceae.
AUGCCUAGCCCUCCGUCUUCCGCCCUCAACGGUAGUGUUGAACGCAAUGGACGACCUUCACAGCCAACCGACACCAGACCCCCAGCUCGUCGAGCAGACCAUAACUCGGAGCACAAUCCCUUCGAAGUUAGUUUUGGCGCCCCAAGCAACCCACGCAAGUCGACUCCCCCCAGCGACCAUGAAGCAGACAAGAAAUCGAAACCAAUUGACCGCCGCACCUCGUCUUCACCACGUCCAACGCUACCACCACUAGCCUCUCUGGCCUCACCCGCAGACCAGUCUACCUAUUCCUGGUCGUAUCUAAACAAUUCCCUGCGAUCUGGGCCACUCUCUCCAGCAAUGCUCGCGGGUCCACAGAACAAUGAUGGCCCAAAUCAUAUACAGUUUGACCCCACCUCGUUCCGCACAGGUCUCACUCCAAGAACCGGCCUUACUCCACGAACUGGUCUGACCCCAGGAUCUGGUCUUACUCCAAUCGUUGGCGGUCCUUCCGCUUUCCCUCCCACACCAGGCACCGCAGCUUUUAUGGCCGCCAUGACACCCAAUACUAUCAAUGCCAUCAAUGGUGUUCUCAACGGUGGUUAUCAGCCCCAGGAUGCGCCGUCACAGAACCAUGAAUACUCUUCCAAUGCAGCCACGAGCAAUGCGGCAAAUGGCUUGUUCCUUCUCUCCCAAGCUCAUCAGGAACUCACAAAACGUGAAGAGGCUGCUCGCGGCAAUGGGACGGUUGAUGCCGCAACCAUGAACCCUCCUCCACCCGCCAAACGAGGGACAAAGCGAAAAAACUCUUCCGUCACAUCCGAAGUAACCCCGCCCCCGCCCCCUCCUGCUCAACCCCCAAAGAAGCGUGGUCGGGCUGCUUCCAACGGCAGGUCUCUAAAAGAAAUAUCGGAGGACGACGAUGACGACGACGAAGAUUUGGAAAUGAUGGAGGAAGAGCCUGUUCGUACUGUGCCAGGGCGCUCACGACAGAAAAAACCAGAAACUGAGGAGGAAAAGCGCAAGAAUUUCCUGGAGCGCAACAGGCAAGCCGCCCUCAAAUGUCGUCAGCGCAAGAAGGCCUGGCUCCAAUCACUGCAAACCAAAGUCGAAUUCCUCCAAAACGAGAACGAGCGGUUAACGUUGCAAUUGGUCGCGUCUCGGGAGGAGAUUUCGCGACUAGGCGCACUGGUUGGCGCUGCCGCUGCUGGGCCCCAACCGAACGGCCCACCAGUUAGCGUCAAUGUUUCAGUACCCAAAGUCCCAGUCGCUGCUACCAAUGGUCGCGGCGGCGGUGGGUAUGGGUAUUGA